Molecule: messenger RNA, 1416 nt
Organism: Protobothrops mucrosquamatus (brown spotted pit viper)
Lineage: Eukaryota; Metazoa; Chordata; Lepidosauria; Squamata; Viperidae
Gene: RGS6
Product: regulator of G protein signaling 6
Exons: 15
Coding region: 16-1416 (466 amino acids)
Biological process (GO): regulation of G protein-coupled receptor signaling pathway; G protein-coupled receptor signaling pathway; intracellular signal transduction
Molecular function (GO): GTPase activator activity
Source: RefSeq, a predicted model, not a curated record
GAUAUCAUAACAAGAAUGCAGGAUGACAAAACAGGUGGAGUGCCCAUUCGCACGGUCAAGAGCUUUCUGUCGAAAAUCCCUAGUGUUGUCACAGGAGCUGACAUAGUACAGUGGCUUAUGAAGAAUCUCAGUAUUGAAGAUCUAGCUGAAUCAAUACAUAUGGGAAGUCUCAUUGCAGCACAAGGAUAUAUUUUUCCAAUUUCCGAUCACGUGCUGACUUUAAAGGAUGAUGGGACUUUUUAUCGGUUUCAAGCUCCAUACUUCUGGCCAUCAAAUUGUUGGGAACCAGAAAACACGGACUAUGCCAUCUAUCUUUGCAAGAGGACCAUGCAGAAUAAAGCUAGACUGGAACUGGCAGAUUAUGAAGCAGAGAACUUAGCAAGGCUUCAGAGAGCUUUUGCCAGAAAGUGGGAAUUCAUCUUUAUGCAAGCUGAAGCACAAGUCAAAAUUGACAGAAAAAAGGAUAAGACAGAAAGGAAGAUUCUGGAUAGUCAAGAAAGAGCUUUCUGGGAUGUUCAUAGGCCAGUGCCGGGUUGUGUGAAUACCACAGAGAUGGACAUCAGAAAAUGUCGGCGAAUGAAGAAUCCACAGAGGGUCAAAAAGUCAGUUUAUGGAGUUACAGAAGACAGUCAGUCCCAAAGUCCUGCACAUAUACCUUCCCAGCCAAUUCGCAAAACAACAAAAGAUGAUGUCCGAAAGCAAAUAUCAUUUCUGAACGUUCAGAUAGACAGGCAUUGUUUAAAAAUGUCUAAAGUAGCGGAAAGUUUAAUUGCUUAUUCAGAGCAGUACACUGAUUAUGAUCCCUUUAUAACUCCUGCGGAACCUUCCAAUCCCUGGAUAAAUGAUGACAGUGUGUUUUGGGACUUGGAAACAAGCAAAGAGCCUUCGCAGCAUCGGGUCAAGAGAUGGGGCUUCUCUAUAGAUGAGGUGUUGAAAGAUCCUGUGGGGCGUGACCAGUUUCUUCGAUUUUUGGAAUCAGAAUUCAGUUCUGAAAACCUCAGGUUUUGGCUGGCUGUCCAGGAUCUCAAAAAACAAACGCUGCAAGAUGUCGCGACCCGAGUAGAAGACAUCUGGCAGGAGUUCCUUGCUCCCGGGGCCCAGAGUGCCAUCAACCUGGACUCUCACAGCUAUGAAAUAACAAGCCAAAACGUCAAAGACCCCGGGAGGUACACAUAUGAAGAUGCACAGGAACAUAUUUACAAGCUGAUGAAGAGUGACAGCUAUGCACGUUUCCUCCGUUCCAAUGCUUACCAAGACUUGUUGCUGGCAAAGAAGAAGCCCGAGAACGAGCAAGCUCGUAGAACUUCUCUAGAAAAGUUCACUCGCAGUAUGGUAAGUUCAUUUGUUUUUGGUUAUGUUCGUUCCUCUUCCCUCUUCUGUUUAGCGUUUACUUUUACUUUGGAAACUUUUUUUUAG